CCCACCCACAAUAAUAACACACCUUUAGGAAAUUCGGUUUUUCUCCUGGUUUGGACCACAACCUCUUAGGUCAGUUGUAACACUUUCCUACUUUGUGACAGUUAGCUCCAGCUCCUAGACGUGAGUUAGCUGUCCAGAUUUAUAAAUAGUUGAGAGGCUGUUUGUUUCAUCCGUCGACACUCGACACCAAAGGAUCUCACAGACCUGCAUGCAAGCUCAAGCCGUCAUUCUGUCCCCCCAUGGUGGACUCUCUCUGUGGGACUACUCCUCUAUUUCUGUCUGGUCUCCAGGCCCGGGGCCCACUGCUGGCCUCUGGUCAGAUGCUAAAAGACCGGACUGUGGAGUACAUAGAGGUUUUUGCUUUGGAUUGUUGUCAAUAGAAAGAGACAGAAAGGAUCAGAGGACAGACAAGCAAAGGCUUUUCUGGAAGCAUUCUUAGGAGUCUACAAUAAACCCAAAUUAUGGAUUAUAAAACUGGAAGGAAAAGAACAAAUUCCAGGAUUUUUUUGGACAGAGGCCAUCUAAAAGGCACAAUGACUUAGGAGCUACCAGCUGUCCAACAUAAAAACCCUGACAAAGAGGUCCCAAACUUAGAGUCCUGUAGCUCAAGCAGCAGGCGGAGUGAAUCAUUUCAAGGUCGGUGUUUGCAUGAAUGACUGAACAACGGAAGACCGAGAUCCUUGCUUGCAAACCUGCAUCAUGACCUCAGUUGAGAAGCGCUGCUCAGGCCGAAAAAGUGGCGGGCAUCGAAAGCACAGCGAUGGAGGUUACAGUGAUACCUCCAGCGGUGGGUCCCUUCUGGAUGAGACUGACCGUGAGGUCAGCAAUUUGACAGAUCGAGCAUUUAGGAGUCUCUGCAUUGGAGAUGAGGCUGUUUAUAAUGACUCGGACCUCUGUUCAUCUUCUCCCUGCGUCCAGAGAGACAGACAGCUGGCAUUUAACGAGAGUGGCCAGAACAGAGACGACAGAGAGAGGGAGAACCUUAAAAGUACUUCAAAUGAGAGCUUCACGCUCAGGAUGCAGCAGUAUGGACAGGACAUGAUCCAUGGAGGAAUGUAUGGGGCCGAGAUCCAGAAAAAUCCACAGUGGGAGGUUUAUGGAGAGAAGACAAAGGGGAGGGUUUCUGCCUCAUUCCAGCAAUCCUUUGUGGAAACCUCUCAACAGCGGGAAACUCUGGGGCAAGAACAGUUGUCUCUUCUCAGUAAUGGAGCCACAGAGUUGAAUUCACAGCAACGCAGAAGCCGUUCAAGAGUAUCCUCUCUGAUCAGAGCUUUUAACUCUGAGGGACAAAGGGAUGGAGCAGUGGCGGAUGGUAAACCCAGAGAGUGGAAUGAUGAGACAAGCUGGGAUAAAUCGGCUCUGAUGAGUAUCCAAAGGGAACUUACAGAGUUUUCUACUCCUUACCAGCAAAACGUUAAUAGUGGUCAGUUCCCUUCAUAUGACACAUUUGCCUCCCAAGACACUAACUUGUACUCCUCUAAAGUGGCAGCAGUGUCUGACAUGAAUUCGGCAUCCUCUUUUAUGAGCUCUUCCCAUAGUAAUCACAGCAUGUCCGCUCAGGUCAACUGUAACUCUAACUUCUUUAUACACAGUGAGUUUAGUCCCUUCAAGGUAUGGAGGGACUAUAACAGGUUUCCCUUCUCACAAGGAGGAGUCUCAGGGUUUAUGCACAGUUCGGAGUUUCCUAAAUGGUAUGAGACACCGAUGUACAAGGAGCUUUCACUGGAGGCCCAACCACAGGGUCCUUAUCAGUUUGGUGAGAGGGUUAUCAGAGACCAGAGGAAUAACUUGGCACCUGUUGUUCCUCCCACUCAUCAACGAUCCACUUCAACAUCUACAAUGAUGCAGAAAGCUCCUGCUGUGGAGAAACGCUGUGAGUCGGAGUUGACUGGUCAUUACCCCCACAGAAAGCGUACACAGAGCCUAGGAACUAACAAGCUUCCACCACAAAGGCCAUCAACUGCGUCACCUUCCAGUGAGAUGUCUCGACGUGUCCAGGACACCAUAAGCUCAGUCAAAGCCCUUCAACAGAAAAUAAAAAUGAUGGAGCAAAAUCGUAUAACAGGGAUGACAACAAAUCAACCGGGAGGGCUUUGUAGCAAUGACAAUUCAAUAAUCAACAAUGCAGAAUCAAUGGCACCAAAUGUUACCAGUGGUACCACAAGGACGACCCCCUUCAACAUCAGCCAUCUGCUCACGCCUUUAGUUUAUGCACAUCAAGAAGCAGAGACAUCAGAGGUCGGACAGGAUGCAGUUUCUCCUCAACCUGUGGAGCAUGCUCCAGUGCGAGCAGAAAGCAGAGGAGCCACUCCUGAUAUUAGGAUGUCCAGCUACAGAUCCAGAGCCAGCAGCCUACUCUUCAAUCUCAAAGAUAAUAGGAAAAGAGUCAAAAGCACCUACAGUCCUACCAAAUUCAAAGGCUUGGAGACAUUUGAGAAAAACAUACAUCCCUCUACCCAGGAGCCAAGAGACACUGUGAGAGACAUCCCUGAUUUUCCAGAUCCAGACAUUCAAUUUCUCCAGGUAGAGGAAUCCACCAGGACUAAUGCUGCCUCAGAUCAAUAUGCAAACCUCUAUCAUAGCUCUGGAUUGAUGCUUUCAAAACAAAAUUCUCAACCUGAACAUAUAGGCCAAAUCACAAGUAAUUACCAAACAGCUCAGAUGCAAAGUGAGAUGGUUCAACACUCAGGCUUCACUGACCUUAAACCUGAAAAUUAUGCUCAAAAUCUUCCUGCUAAUGGACAGAAUCUCUAUGAAGAAUUGUCGUUUACUCCCUAUAAGGAAGGCGGGAUAGAUAAUGUAGAAUCUCCGGGAGGUGAUGUAUACAAGUUUAAACAAUCCUAUACAGCUACAGAAACACCACGGGUAAAUGCUGACAACUUUCAACACAAAGAAAACGUAAAAAGUAAGGCAAAUGCUGAGCAACAUUUAAAUCAAACAGUGGAAAGGGAAUUCACAAAAGUGGAUAGAUAUCAGCAGCUCAAAGACAAACAAUAUGAUGACAGUAAUAUGUCCUCACAUGAUAAGUGGAUAAUGACAAACAGCCAAGACACAGACAAUCUGAAAGCAAUCUCUCCAUGGAAACAAGAGAUAACUGCUUUAAUGGAAAAAGACCAACAUGCACAGGCUUCCCAAAGAGCAGCCAUAAUAAAGGAGGAACUCAAUUCACCAAGUUACAAAUACAGACAAAAUCAGCAGAGUGUAAAUAAAGAAUUUGAGAAACUAAAUGCUCCAUUGAGUAAUGACAGUAUAGAAAACCCAGCAUAUUAUGGACAACACCUUGGAGCUUUUAAGGACAAAUAUGCACUUCAAAUGUAUUAUGGACACAAUGAUGGAAAUGAACUGAAAGAUGAUUAUUUGACACAGAAUAAUGACAGAUAUGCUGAUCAACAAUAUAAAAACCAACACACGUUGAAUUUCAAUAAAGACAUCAGUACCCUCAUGCAAGAAACAGCUCAGAGGAAACAAUAUAUGCCAAAUCUAAAGGUGUAUGAAUUGCAAAGUCAGCAGCCAAUAGAAAUUAAACCACAGUUGGAACCAAAUAGGCAGAAAUGUUCAUUAUCUAAUCCUGGCAAUGCAUUUGCCCCCACAAUGGCUAACCAGGUGAAAGAUAGACAUUUUAUUGAGAUUAGGCCUGAACAGAUCAGAGCAGAGGAUAUCAAAGCACAACACAACCAAGCAGAGCUGGCAAAGGCACAACACUGGGCUCAACUGGAUAAGCCCAACAGGGAGUCAGCUAGGUUAAUUUUAGCAGGGCAGAUUGGUUUGGAGAAAGGCAAAGCAGAACAGGCCAAAGCAGAGCUAACAGAGCACAAGCGGGUUAAAACAAAACAUAUGAAAACAGAGGAGCAAAUACAAGAAAAGUCUAGACAAAAUCUACCUGAGUGUGCCAGAGAUGAACAGACAAAGUCAGAGCAAACCAAAUUACAGAAAAAUGACCAGGUCAAAGUAAAACAAGCUGAAGCAGAGAGGCUAAAAGAAGAACACAUAAAAGCUGAACUGGCAAAGGCAGAGCAGGCUAGAGCUGAACAGGCCAGAAGAGGAAAGAUUGAAGCAGAGCAAAUUGCGGGAGAAAAGGCAAAAGCAGAUCAAUUUGAAAAAGGGAGAAUGGAGGGAGAACAAAUCAGAACAGAAAGAGUUAAAGCUGAACAGGCUGAAGCAGAGCGUAUAAAAGCAGAAAAAGCUAAACUCGAGCAGAUACACAAGCAAUCAGCUAAAGCUCAAAUAGCUAAGCUAGAGCAAUUACAACAGCAACAAGCUAAAGCAGAACAAGCUAAGCUAGAGCAAUUACAACAGCAACAAGCUAAAGCAGAACAAGCUAAGCUAGAGCAAUUACAACAGCAACAAGCUAAAGCAGAACAAGCUAAGCUAGAGCAAUUACAACAGCAACAAGCUAAAGCAGAACAAGCUAAGCUAGAGCAGAUAAAAGAGCAACAAGCUAAAGCAGAACAAGCUAAGCUAGAGCAGAUAAAAGAGCAACAAGCUAAAGCAGAACAAGCUAAGCUAGAGCAGAUAAAAGAGCAACAAGCUAAAGCAGAACAAGCUAAGCUAGAGCAGAUAAAAGAGGAACAAGCUAAAGCAGAACAAGCUCAACUAGAGCAACAAGCUAAAGCAGAACAAGCUAAGCUAGAGCAGAUAAAAGAGCAACAAGCUAAAGCAGAACAAGCUAAGCUAGAGCAGAUAAAAGAGCAACAAGCUAAAGCAGAACAAGCUAAGCUAGAGCAGAUAAAAGAGCAACAAGCUAAAGCAGAACAAGCUAAGCUAGAGCAGAUAAAAGAGCAACAAGCUAAAGCAGAACAAGCUAAGCUAGAGCAGAUAAAAGAGCAACAAGCUAAAGCAGAACAAGCUCAACUAGAGCAGAUACAAGAGCAACAAGCUAAAGCAGAACAAGCUAAGCUAGAGCAGAUACAAGAGCAACAAGCUAAAGCAGAACAAGCUAAGCUAGAGCAGAUACAAGAGCAACAAGCUAAAGCAGAACAAGCUAAGCUAGAGCAGAUAAAAGAGCAACAAGCUAAAGCAGAACAAGCUAAGCUAGAGCAGAUAAAAGAGCAACAAGCUAAAGCAGAACAAGCUAAGCUAGAGCAGAUAAAAGAGCAACAAGCUAAAGCAGAACAAGCUAAGCUAGAGCAGAUAGAAGAGCGACAAGCUAAAGCAGAACAAGCUAAGCUAGAGCAGAUACAAGAGCAACAAGCUAAAGCAGAACAAGCUAAGCUAGAGCAGAUAAAAGAGCAACAAGCUAAAGCAGAACAAGCUAAGCUAGAGCAGAUACAAGAGCAACAAGCUAAAGCAGAACAAGCUAAACUAGAGCAGAUAAAAGAGCAACAAGCUAAAGCAGAACAAGCUAAGCUAGAGCAGAUAGAAGAGCAACAAGCUAAAGCAGAACAAGCUAAGCAAGAGCAGAUAAAAGAGCAACAAGCUAAAGCAGAACAAGCUCAGCUAGAGCAGAUAGAAGAGCGACAAGCUAAAGCAGAACAAGCUAAGCUAGAGCAGAUACAAGAGGAACAAGCUAAAGCAGAACAAGCUAAGCUAGAGCAGAUACAAGAGGAACAAGCUAAAGCAGAACAAGCUAAGCUAGAGCAGAUAAAAGAGCAACAAGCUAAAGCAGAACAAGCUCAACUAGAGCAGAUAAAAGAGCAACAAGCUAAAGCAGAACAAGCUAAGCUAGAGCAGAUAGAAGAGCGACAAGCUAAAGCAGAACAAGCUCAACUAGAGCAGAUAGAAGAGCGACAAGCUAAAGCAGAACAAGCUAAACUAGAGCAUAUACAAGAGCAACAAGCUAAAGCAGAACAAGCUCAACUAGAGCAGAUACAAGAGCAACAAGCUAAAGCAGAACAAGCUAAGCUAGAGCAGAUAAAAGAGGAACAAGCUAAAGCAGAACAAGCUAAGCUAGAGCAGAUAAAAGAGCAACAAGCUAAAGCAGAACAAGCUAAAGAGCAGUUACGGGAGCGACAAGCUAAAGAAGAACAAGCUAAAUUAAAGCAGAUAGAAGGGCAAAAAGAUCAAGCAAAACAAGCUGAAAUCAUGCAAAUACAAGAGCAACAAGUUAAAGCAGAUCAAGCUAAACUACAGCAGACAAAAAAGCUAAAAUCUAAAACAGAACAAGCUAAACUAGAGCAGACACAAGAGAAACAAGUUCAAUUCGACCAAAAUAACACUAAGGUAGUUAAAAUGGAAAAUGUCCUAAUAAAUCACGUUCAAGUUGAAGAUGUAAAACAAGAGACAGUUUUGAAAGAUUCAAUAAAUGCUAGUCGAGAAUCUGCCGAGCAACCUUCAACUCAGAUAAGUAAAGCUAAAGACAUAAAGGCAGAGCAGGCAAAGUUAGAACUAACCAAAGUUGAGCUAGCUAAAGAAGAUAAUAUGCAUGAAAGGUCGCCAGUGACACAGCAGGUCAAAAGAGAGCCUGAUAGAGUUGAGAUAGUUAAGACAGAGUUGGCUAAAGCUAAAGCUGAAUUGGCUAAAAUAAAAGAGAAAAUGAGAGGAGAGCAAAAGGAGAAAGUCAGAAAUACAGUUCUAAGAAAAGAAAAUGGGAGUAAGACAGAUGAUUGUUUAAAGAUACAUAUCAAUACAAAUGCAGAUCAACAGCAGUCAACACAAAUGCAUCAACAGAGGGAUGACUCAGUUUUAAGCAAGCAAUAUUUAGAUCAAGUUAAUAGUGGGGUUAAUGAAUAUGUGCGUCUUCGAGCGAAAUAUGGUUUUAUUGAUACAACUUCACCAACCAGCAACAACGUGUUGGCAGCAGGAAAUGUUUCUUCAAAUGACGUUGAUGAAAUACCAGUUGUAUCUCUUGAUGAAGUUGAAACAAAAAAUAAAUCUAGUCCGACAAGCAGAGUUGCAACAGAUAACACACAGAAUGAGGAUGAAGCAGGCAGCUUGAAACCUAAGGAGUUGACAGAUAGUCAGUAUGUUUAUAGUGAGUCAUCAAAGGAAUUCAAAUUAUCUGGUGGUAAUUAUUUACCUUUCAAUGAAGAUGAAACAGCAAUCACUGACAAUGUUACUGAUAAAGUUAAGGAUGACAGUCUUGAAAAGUCGAAGAAAUCUGACAGUCUUGAAAAGUCGAAGAAAUCUGACCCUCUGAAACACACUGAUAUUUCAGAACAAAGAGAUUCUCAUCCGCCUAAACUGUUCCCCUUCGAGCGAAAUGAAGGUUCAGAUAAAGGUUCACACUUCACCCCUCCCAGAGCAUUGUCCAGCAAAGAGAGAGCACAGACCAAACAGGAGAUUCUGACCUCAAGGAUAAAAGCCCAUGCUGAAAAAGAAAUUUCAGCCAUCAAGGAAAAGGGGUUUGCAGUAAGAGAAGGGUUUAUGUCCAAAAAUCCUGCCAGGCAGUUAUCAGGUAGUCAGAGUAUGAUUAUACGACAGAGGCCACCAGCACAGGAAAUGUCUAAAAAACAUGAAAUGUCCAGUAAUUACACUCUAAAGCACCGGAUGGAGCCUUCAGAAAUACAGAUGGAUCCAGUCAAAUAUUUUUCACCUCCAAGCUCUGCUUCAAUCCCACUUAACUCUGCCGCAAUCUCCAGUAAGUUAUUGUGCCAUGAAGAACUAAUUAAGAGCAAUGACAAUGGGCCCAAAACAUCAAAAAACACAAAAGAUAGAAGUUAUAACAUGAGCGCAAAUGAGGGAUUGGUUGAAAAUCAAAAGAAAGAGAAUCAAACUGGAAUUAAGUCACCAAUACAAAGUAAGGAGCAGACACCCAAAAACAAGCAAGAAAAACAGGAUGCAGAUCAAGGAAAAAGCUCAAGGCAGAAAGAGGGACUAAAAGACAAUGUUGAUGUAAAAACUGAACAUCUCAACAAGAAGAAAGAGGAGGCAUCAAUAGCUAUAGCUGCGGUUGAAUCUGAAAGCUCAAAACCUAUGAUGACAGAAGAGACGGAAAUUAAACAUGAAGCUGUACAUGAGGACUCAGCACAUUCACUAAAUAUUGUCUUUGGUCAGAACGAGACCCUAGUAGCUGAUGAGAGCUUGAAGAUCACAGGAAUAAUGGUUAGUGUGCGAGAAAGAAAGCAAUCUAUGGACAAAGGUCAGAGUAAUAUGAGCACUCUAGAACAAAUUAAUCGUAAAGAUUGCAAUAAUUCAGAGCUAGAUAAAUGUAAUUCCAGCUCGGGUCUGGAAGUAAGUAAAGGAAAUACAUCUUCAAUGGAACUUAGCAUGGUAAAGCCAAAGGUUGAAGUUCUACGGAACACUCAUUCUACAAAGAAGGAAGAUCAAACUAAUGUUGGUAUGAAUAAUCAUCACGAAAACAGGCAAGAAACUUCAACCCUAGAAGCUAGAAUGAAAAAUGUGUCUGAGACUGUCACAGAGAAAAAUACUAAUCUCCAGCAGGAGAGUUCUACUAUAAUUGUAAAAUCCCUGGUUGAAAAAGGUGCACCCUCCACAGUCACUGAACUUGCUAAAAAUAAAGUGUUGGCUGAAUCGCAACCCCUUCUCUACAAACAGGACAUAAUGGCAAAUAAAAUUAAAGAUCAAACAAAAGAAACGGCAAGAGAAAACUCAGCAAAAAGCAGGAGAAAAGAUAAAGUAAAGAUUAGUACCGAACAAAACGAUCGUCCAACAACAUAUACCAACAACAACUCCAAGCCCAAAGUGAUAGAGAACACAAAUGGUGCUGAUGCUGAAACUCUGAUAAAACAUGACAUCCAGCCGUCAGCAAAAGAAGAAAUGUCAACUGUCAGAAAUCCAUCCAAAAGCAGAAACAUAGAUGGCAACAGUGCACCCCUAGUGGAAGAAAACAUGUGUGACUCUACACCACCAAAGCCAUUCAUCAAAAUCAGUCCCUCAAUUAAUUUAACUGAGAAUGAAAACACCCAUGUGUCUCCAAAACAUCAGUAUGAAGAGACACACAUGGAAAAAAAUAACCAAGAUGAUGUUAAUGUGAAUAUAGGUAGCACUGCCAUCAGAGUUGUGCCCGCAAUAACUGAAAAGAUCAACCUGAAAAUGGUGGGAAAACAUAGUGUCACCACUAUCCCCUCUGAUGUACUUGCACUGGAUGGGUUUAAACAAGAUGGACAAUCCAGUCUUGGAGAAAAAGUAAAAACUUUAAACACUGAAGACAGAAGCAAAGUCCUUGCUCCAGCAAACAGUGAGAAGCAGGCACAAGACAGUUUGGAAGAAAAAUGGACAGUACAAAGUGUGUUGUCCAGUGUUAAAAGGCUUUCUGAUUCACUGAAAGUCAGCAAUCAAGAAAACAGCAUAAACACAACCAUUGAGAACACUCAGGCUGAAAAAGGACAGCCUCAAAGAGUCAAUAUGAGAGAAACAGUAGACGAUUUAAAGAAACAACCAAUGGUGGGAGACUACUUCCAAGUACAAGGGGUAUCAGAAACUAAUGAUGACACACAAAACUGUACAAAUGUUGAAGUUACGUCAGAUGCGGUUUCAAAAGAAAAGGAACUUCCAGGAUUACUACCAAACAAGGCAGCUAUCAGCAAUAAAUCAUGCAAUGAAGAAAAACAUGUGGUUGAUCAAAGUGAAAGGAAAACAGUGGAAACAAGUUCAGAAAAAGUUCAAGAUGAUAAUGUGAAAAGGAAAAACGGGAAAACAGAAGAUAACCUGGCUUUGAAACAGAGUGAUGGUCCCACAGAGAAACAGAGUAAUACAAAUGAGAAGACAGAAGCCAGUCAAGCUGUUCACAUCAGAAAACAUCAAACAGUGAAGCAGCCCAGUUUAUCAGCAAGGGAAAGGCAGAGCUCAAGAAAUACCCACCCAACAUAUGAGGAUACAGAUAAGGAAAAACCUCAAGUUAAACCAAAGCCAAAACAAAGAGUAUCCACAAUACCUGAGAUAUCAGCACUUGCAGACUAUGCCAGGUUAAAAGUUAUUGUUUCAGAAGAUGAAGCAAACCCAAUUCAGGAAUUCCCGCCUAACAAAAAGGAGGGAUUAUUUCCAAUAAUACAGACUCGCCAUAGCAGACGUCCGGUGUUCACUGCUGACCCACAAGUCCUCCCUGUGAAACAGAAAAGCGUGCCAAAAAAGACGGAGGUCAACUCCAAGUUGAACAAAGAGCCCAAACCUGUAGUAUUUCCAAUUACAGAGAAAGAACACCAAAGGACGGGGAUGUUCAAGUUGGGCGACAAAGAAAGACAAGACAAAAUGCAAAUGGCUGCCAAAGCCAAUAAAGGUAUAUUAGAUUCAAAACAAGCACAACAACUCAAAGAAACAAGCAAGUCACCAACAAAUUAUCUUUCGAACCAGAGAAGUGAAAAACAAGUGGCUGGAACUGAUAACCAAAGAGUUUGUCAAGAAGAACAAAACAUUCAUCAGCCAAAUAAUCCUCCGUCGCUAUCAACAACCUCAGUCAACAGGCUACGAAGCAAUUCUGCAUCACAACACCUCAAGACAAUGGAUAGCUCCAAUCCACCUGAACACGUUGUGGGAGAAGGGUACAGUGUAGAAGACACCACAGCAACUCCAAGAAAAGAUGGGAAGAUUGAAAAUGCACUGGCUAACAUUGGGGAAGAUGAAAGGAGUCAAAAAAUGCUUGCAACUCGGCAUGAGGAAAUCGAGGCACAACAGCGUAGUAGAGCAAAACAGUUUGAGGAAAAAGAAGCUUCUAGGAUUGAGGAGGAGAAAAGAGCAGAAGAAAUGAGAGUUAAACAAAUGAUAGAGGAAAAUAGAGCUUCUCUGGCUCAAGAAGAGAGGAGAGCUGCUCAGAGAGAAGAGGAGAGGAGAAUAAGGGAACGGGAGGCCAUUGCUGCUAAAAUCAAGGAGAGGCGGGAAAAACAGAGAGCAGCAGAAAGAAGAGCAGAAGAAGAAAAAGCAUCUCAAGAAAAAGAGGCGACCAGAGCAAAACAAAUAGAAGAAGAACGGAGAAUAAAAGAAAUUGAGGAGAAGAGGAGAACAAAGGUUGAAGAGGAGAGAAGAGCAACAUUAAGAAAGGAGGAAGAGUUGCUCAAAGAAAAUGAGGAGAAAAGGAGGAGACAGCAAGAGGAGAAAGCUGUUCAAGAGGAGCAGCAGAGGAGAGCCAAACAGAUUGAGGAGAAGGAAGCUGCUCGAAAUGCGGAGGAGGAAAGAAUCACACAGAUGAAAGAGAAAGCAGAUCAGAAGAUUGAAGAGCAGAGGAGAGAGAGGCAGAAAAGGGAAGAAUGGAUGAGAACUCAGAGAGAGGAGGACGAGAAGAUAGCUGUUGAAAAAGCACUUAUAAAACAAAGAGAAGAACGGAGAGCCAAAGAGGAGAUGACCAGACUCAUUGAGGAAAGCCAAGCAGCAAUAAAAGAGGAGGGGAAGAGAGUGGCAAGAGAACGGAUGCAAACUCAAAGAGAAGAGGAGAUCAGGGCUCAGAGGAGGGAAGAGAAAGAUCACACGUUUACUGAUCACAGAGAAACGGAGAGAGCCACUCAGAUGGAGGAGCAGAAAAGAGCAACAGCAAAGAUGGAUUCCCUCCAGUACUAUGCCAUCACCUCAACAGAUUCAGAGAAGAAACCCAGAGAAAGACAGCUGUGCUCCCCUUCACCUUCUCAACAAAGACAGAAUCCCUCCGGGCUUGGGUCAGCCGAGGACUCAGGAUGCUACACGAGGUCUUACAGGCCACAUGCAGCUGCAUCUCCAGCACUAUCUUUGCCCCGCUCAAACAGCUCCUCUCCUGCUCUGGGAGUCAAGCCCUCAAUGUUCAGGGUGAAGGACAACACUUUCAGAGGUUCCUCCCUCACCAAGUCGGUCAAACCACGCCUCCAUAAAAGCUUUGGAGAGGAUUUCCGGGUAGGAUCACCCCUGGAGAGAGGAGAUGAAGAGCAGGAGAUAAUGAGACGCAGCGCUGGUACUCCUGACACAGGUUUAAACAGACUUGCUGCUAUCAAAGAAUCCUCCACUUAUCCAUAUUCAUCUCAAGAUUACUCAGCCCAUCUCUCCCAGCACAGACCGUACUCAAGGAGGAGCAUUGUUCUAGAUGAAGACGACUCUCGCUCCGUCAUCAGCAACAUGUCCGAGGAUGGCGAGAGUUGUGCCACCAGUGCAGCAGACCUUGCAGACCUACGAGGCCUGUAUGACUACGAGAGACCAGAAUCGUCCUGUAGCUACAGCAGUGAUAUGUCCCGUUCUACGGGCAAGCCUCCAACUGUUCCUCCAAAGAGUGAGAAAGCCUUGCGAAGAGCAAAAAGGUUGACAACUCAUAGAAUAAAGAAGGAUAUCUCCAAAACGGUAGCAGACAGCCCUGUUGGAGUUGAGAAAUCUCUUCAAGAAGACGCCAAUAUUCCUUCCUCCAUUGAGGUAUGCUCCAACUUCCGCCGAGCUGUGGCUUCCCCUCAUUUUUCCUCACCUGUCUCCCUCGCGCAUGCUCCAGCAGCGGGGUCUGGCAUGGCUUCUUUACACUCUAAGCACCAAUCUUCUCACAGCUAUGCUUCCCCCCAUGCCACUGGUCCUAUCUCCCUCGCAGUUGCAUCACCUCAUGCCACUGCCCCCGUUUCCAUCACUGUUGCCCCGCCUAAUGCUGCUGGCUCUGCUUCCCACACUUCUGCUCUUAAGACAGUUGCUCAUGUUUCUUCUUCUCCCACUCUCCAUCAUGCCAAACACCCAGCUCCAGCUCCAGUGACACAGUACCAUGUAGAAUCAAGCUACCCCCAUUCCUAUCCAAUGACCCAGCGUAAGGUGCUGCAAGACCUCGGCUCUGGUCAGUAUUUUGUGGUUGAUGUGCCGGUUCAAGUUAAAACUAAGACUUUCUUCGACCCAGAGACGGGAAAGUAUGUCCAGCUGAAUGUGCGCGAGUCUGGCCAAAGCACCUCCCGAGCCCCGCCCCAGCAGACGUACACACAACCUCAGCUCCAACCACACAUGCAGGUCAAGGUUCAACAACAGUCCCAGGUCUCUCCAGCUGGCAAGCCUUUUGGGGUUUAUCAAGGCAACCAUGGUUAUCCCAAAGACUACCAAGCUCCAUCUAUCAACUCUGUGCGCUCCCACAGUUUAUCGGCCCCUGUGACCGUCCACCAGAACCAGCAGUCUGUAAGGCAGAGCCACAGCUAUGGACACACAGCCCCUGAGAUGGGACAGAACUGUGAUGGGCAUUGCUACAGCCCAGAGAAGACUCCAUACAUGGACACAGUUAAUGAUAAAGACAAAACAUAUAACACAGUUUACAACACACAUGGCCCAUAUGAAUCCUUCCCAGAGUUUGACACAAACAGCCAGCUUGCAGGAAGCCCGGUUUGUGAAAAUGAUAACUCAGCCCACUCACAAAGUCAGCCCCGUGAUAUAAUAAGCAUCAGUGAACUGGAUGACUUUAUGGAGAUGUCUGACUGGUGAGAGCAAAGACUGUUAGCUUUUUCUUCUAAAGGGGUUGAUACUGUUAAACAGACAAGUAAAGUACCCAAAAGCACAGUAUGAAUGGAUCAAGAUAUGCAGUAUUUUAAGUGUAUGUGAACGACUUCAAGUGAAAAUAUUGCUGCUGUUGAUUUUGGAGAUUCACUGUUGCUAUUUUUUGUUCACCAUUCCAUUUAACUUUUGAAUGUGAGAAGUUAAGAUAUGUGUCUUGUGUAUACAUUAAUAAGUAUCCCAUUGUCUCCUAAACCUAUACGUAUUUUAUCAUACAUUAGAAAAGCAACAGUGUGACAAUAGUGUUUAGUAGUUUGGAAAAACAUUGGUUUCUGCUAUGAACAUUGGCAAGCCUUUUUAAGUUUUAUUUAUUUUUAAUUCAUUUUGUGAUGCAUGAAAAAUUGGUAGACCUGAAGUGACAAUGACAUAUCUGCAGAUGGUGUAACGCCUAGUUUGUCAAAGUGAGACAAUGGUAAUGUGAUUAUUGCUGUUUUUGAGGUUUCAUUUCAUACAGUACUCCAUUUUUAAAGUUGGAAGUUUGUGAGAAUGUUGCUGUGAUACAGAGUAAUGCGGAAUGGACUAAUUAAAGCAAUAAAAACAAUUAAUUCAUCCAAACAAUUUCACCACAAUGUCUUUCAGAAUCACAUUGUAAAGGUUUUUGAAUAAACAAAAAGGAAAUGUAAAAUA
Molecule: messenger RNA, 13923 nt
Organism: Gymnodraco acuticeps
Lineage: Eukaryota; Metazoa; Chordata; Actinopteri; Perciformes; Bathydraconidae
Gene: cunh10orf71
Product: titin homolog
Exons: 2
Coding region: 700-13227 (4175 amino acids)
Biological process (GO): positive regulation of calcineurin-NFAT signaling cascade
Cellular component (GO): Z disc
Source: RefSeq, a predicted model, not a curated record